AACGAAUUAACUUGUUAUUCUCAACUUAAUUAAAACAAUAAUCAAAAUUACAAUCAAUAAUCUUCACUAAAACAAGCAAUGACUCUGUCUACAAUGUCCCCUUCAUUUUCUCCAACGUUUUCUCGGUUGAAUCCUUUUUGCUUCCAAUUUUUUUGUCUGUUGCUGACAAGUUAUUUUCUUUCCCCCACUUUCCCACUCCAUUUUUCUUCUCCAAUUUCCUUAAAUUUCCACUCUUUACCUUUUUUCUCUUAAAUUACAAAAAUUUCUCGUAAAAACUUUCCAUUCAAUUUUCCUCUGUUUUUCUUCCCCUGUUUUUUUUCUUUUGUGUUGAAUUGAGCUAAUUACAGUCUUAUUUUGAUGUUUUUUUUGUUAUGAUGGGUGUUCAUAAUUUGUUCUUAAACAAAACCAAAUUCUUUUAUAUCUUUAGAAAAAUGUUUUUGAUCAUCAGGGUUUCAUGGGUAUUGUUCUUCACUUGUUUCUUUACUUUGUUUGGAUUAACAAGGAAAUGUCUUUUCAGAUUUAAGCAAAAAAUAAUAACCCAGAAAAAAAAUUCCAAUUUUAGAAUGAUUCAACCAAAGGAAGAUCAUCAGUAUCAGAGUAAAAAUGGAAAUAUUACUAAGGUGGAUAAUAGUUUUUAUGGUGAUGUUGAUAAGAGUGAGGAGGAGGAAGAAUCAGAGCCAAAACUCAGGUUUCGUUUUCCUUCUUAUGAAGAAUUUCUUCAAAAUACUUGUAUUUUACAUGAAAAUUCAGAUGAUAAAUUAUUUAUUGUUGAAGAGUUUUCUAAACCAAUAUGUGAAGGUAACCCAAACGAGAACAAGGGUAGUUUCUUAGAUGAAUUUGUUCAUGUUGAAAAUGUUGUCUAUGAUUGUGAGAUUGGGGAAAAUUUAGGAGAAAUUUUGGUUGAAAAUGGGGAAGAACCAGUUUUAGAUUUGAUUGAUUCAAGGAAAUGUGAAAAUGAGUUGUCUUUGAAAAGUCUAGGAAAGAUUGAACGUGUCAUGAAGAAUAGUCCUAGUGAUGAUGAUGAUGAGUCUUUAGUGUCUGAUUCUGACUCGGAUUCGAUUGAUCCGAGUAGUGUAUCGACCUUUAGGAGUUCGAUUAUCGAUUCGUUUAGUGAUGGAUUGUUGUCUGAUAUUGAUUUUGAAAGGGCAUUUGAAAUUGAUACUUCCAAAGAAUUUGGUGUCAAUGAGGUGAGUUUAACUAAGGAAGCCUGGGAAAAUGAAGAUAUAAUAAUGCAAAAUUUGAGUAAAGAUUAUGAUUGUGAUGAGGAAGAUGAGGAUAUAAUAGAUGAACUCAAGAACUUCGAGUCGAAUUUGGAUGGUGAUGAUUUGAGUAAAGGAUAUGAAGCCGAUGAAUGUGAUGAUGAAGACGAGGAUAUAUUAAACGAACUCGAUAAUUUGGACAAAGAACAAGGAGAACAAAAGGAAAACGAAGAAAAAACAAGCUCGGGAGAGCAAUUAUCCUCAGAUUCGGACGAGCAAAAUGGGCUCGAAACACAAUGGGAACAUCAGGAUUUAGUAGAACAAUUAAAAAUGGAGAUUAGGAAGGUUCGAGCAAUAGGGCUUCCUACUAUUUUAGAAGAGUCCGAAUCACCAAAAAUCACGGAUGAUCUUAAACCGUGGAAGAUUGUAGAGAAGUAUCAUCAUGGGGGUACCCUAGAUGAGCUACACAAGUUCUACAAAACCUACAAGGAGAGGAUGAGGAAAUUGGAUAUACUAAACUACCAAAAGAUGUAUGCAAUUGGGUUUCUUCGUUUAAAAGAUCCGCUUCAAUCAUUUACGAAGAACAAGAUUUCAACCUCGUCAUUGGCAACAAUCGUUUCUCUGGAUUGUUGGCCUUGUAAACCAAAACCGGUAACAGAAAUCCACCAACCCAUAAUGAAAAAGUUUAGCAAAGACCUCGAGAGCGACUUGGAGAUGGUUUAUGUUGGGCAAAUGUGUCUAUCAUGGGAGUUGCUUCGUUGGCAAUAUGGUAAAGCUGUAGAGUUAUGGGGUACCGACACACAUGAAAUACAUCGAUACAAUGACGUUGCUGAUAAAUUUCAGACAUUCCAAGUUCUCUUGAAUAGAUUCUUGGAGGAUGAGCUCUUUCGAGGCCCAAGGGUGUACAAUUAUGUUCGGAAUCGUUGUGUUAAUCGAAAUCUUCUUCAAGUCCCUUUAAUUCGAGAUGAUAGCUCAACGAGGGGUCGAAGGAAAGAAAAAAUAGUCAUAAGCACAAAAAACGCUAUCAUAAGCUCACGGCUAGUGGAGAUCAUAGAAGAAUCAAUUCGAAUACUGUGGAAGUUCAUUAAAUCAGACAAAGAUACAAAUAAUAACAACGCAACACUGUUAAAAUGUCGAAGGGGCUCUAAAGCUGAACUCCAAAACCCAGCAGAUACUACUCUCUUGGAAGAAGUUCGAUCCACCCUACAAAAAAAGGAAAAGAAACUGAAAGAAUUGGUACGGAGCGAAAAUUGCAUUUUGCGAAGAAUACAAAAACAUCAAGUAGAGGAAUGGGAUCAUGCCUUAUACUUCUUUUCUCAGGUGGAUUUGAAAUUAGUAAAUAGGGUGUUGAACAUGCCAAAGAUAAGUACAGAACAAUUAGUUUGGUGCAGAGAUAAACUUAACAACAUUCACUUGGUUGGUGGAAAAUUGUAUGCACAGCCUUCAGUUUUACUAUUUCCUUGCUCAUAGUAGUGAUUCUGAUUCAUGUAUAGCAGUAGAUUUUCUUCAAUUUUGGAUAUAAAAAGAAUAAGGCAAUAGAAAAAGAAAUUAAUAGGGAUGCAAAUAUAAAAGAAAUUGCAUGUAAACUUAAAUUCGUCAUUGAAAAUAGGAAUUCUAAGGGAGCGCGUUUGCCCCACCAAUUAGCGUUCAAAAAAUUAAAGGAAGAUGAUGAAAAUAAUAAAGAUUGAUGUGAAGGAAAUAGAAAUGAUAAGUCAAUGGGAGAAUAACUAGUCUCUUGAGAGAUCAUCUCUUUAAGAGACGUAUCUCAAGCCUAACCUAUUAAAGAUUGAUAUAUACUUACCGUAUUCUUAAUACCUAC
Molecule: messenger RNA, 3018 nt
Organism: Amaranthus tricolor (Joseph's coat)
Lineage: Eukaryota; Viridiplantae; Streptophyta; Magnoliopsida; Caryophyllales; Amaranthaceae
Exons: 5
Coding region: 372-2669 (765 amino acids)
Source: RefSeq, a predicted model, not a curated record